This is a messenger RNA of Ilyonectria robusta, 1086 nucleotides long. RefSeq lists its product as uncharacterized. The transcript has a single exon. Lineage: Eukaryota; Fungi; Ascomycota; Sordariomycetes; Hypocreales; Nectriaceae. The record is from RefSeq and is a predicted model, not a curated record. The coding region runs from base 1 to 1086 and encodes 361 amino acids. Gene Ontology annotation, molecular function: oxidoreductase activity, acting on the CH-OH group of donors, NAD or NADP as acceptor.
AUGUCUUCACUACUUUACUCUCCGGCAAUUGAAGUCGUCGCGGGUGUUGGCCGAACAAUCCUCUCUCCUCUGCUCUCGGGCGCUUGCCUCGUAUCUCUCACGUACGCCCCCGAUGCCGUGCGCGAUGCCGUUGCUGCCAUCGUCGACAAGCUCCCAAGCCAGCUUGCGACGUCGUUGAACCUCUCUGUCGCCCAUACCACUCUCCAAGUCCUCUUUGGAUUAGGUGUUAUCCGUUAUAUCAACAAGGCGUUGAACACCAUGGCCUCCAAUUCAUGGCGCCUCAGGGCAGGCAAAAACUGGCACUGGCCAGAUGAGAUUGCCGUCGUUACCGGCGGCUCCAGUGGAAUCGGCAAGAGCAUCGUCGAGAAGCUUGUAGCCCUUGGUGUCCGCGUCGCCGUCUUUGAUGUCCAAGACCUGCCCAAGGACCUGCAAGCGGUUGCCCUGGUUCACUUCUACCGUUGCGAUAUAACCUCCACCGAGUCUGUCGGAGAAGCUGCCGAAGCUGUUCGCCGAGAACUUGGACAUCCUACAAUCCUCAUCAACAAUGCCGGCAUCGCCAAGACAACUCCAAUCAUCAAGACGUCCGAGGCGUUUCUACGCAAGAUCUUCGAGGUCAACUGCUUGUCUUUGUGGUUUACGACACAGCAGUUUCUCCCUCGGAUGAUCCAAUUGAACAAGGGCCAUGUAGUGACUGUGGCCAGCAUCGCGUCUUUUGUCGCCUUGGCCACAGCCGCAGACUACUCAGCAACAAAAGCCGGCGCUCUGGCAUUCCACGAGUCAUUGACCUCUGAGAUCAAGCACUUUUACAAGGCCCCGAACGUGUUGACAACUGUGGUUCAUCCCAACUUUGUCAGAACCCCUCUUGUUGAAGAUUUCAUGGAUCGCCUCGAAGGCUCUGGCGUUCGUCUGCUCACAAGCGACCAAAUCGCCAGCGAAGUCGUCGGUCAAAUACAAAGCAAAAGAGGCGGGCAAUUGAUAAUCCCUCGGUCUGCGGCAGGUAUCUCUGCGAUUAGAGGGUGGCCCACUUGGUUACAAGAGGUUAUACGCGAUGCUGUUGGGAAAGGAACUGGACCAGUGCGGAAGUAG